This is a messenger RNA of Truncatella angustata, 1134 nucleotides long. RefSeq lists its product as uncharacterized. Lineage: Eukaryota; Fungi; Ascomycota; Sordariomycetes; Amphisphaeriales; Sporocadaceae. The coding region runs from base 1 to 1134 and encodes 377 amino acids. The transcript has a single exon. The record is from RefSeq and is a predicted model, not a curated record.
AUGGCGGCUACCAAGGGCACGGCUUCACUUUCACGAAAAAUGACCACCACUAUUGAUACCAACACCUGGAGCAUUACUAGACCUCGGACACUGCCUCCUCACACAGCGUUGGGGCCCUUCUAUGCAUACAUAUUCGCUGAAGAAGCGCGAGUCCAGCAAAUCAUUCCCCGCACGACUACUACCGCUGCUGAUGAGACGGAAUUUGUGUCGGGGCUUGUGGAGAAAGCUAAAGCGUACGACCAUUCGAAUGUCAAAUGCGUGUCAUUCUCAAAGUCCUUAUCUCCAGCUUCGAAAACUUUUGAAAGGAACACUAUAGCAGCAAAUGCUAAGCUGAUUGGAGAAUACACUAUUUCGGAACCACGAUUGACUCCGAAUUACAAACCCCAUGAUGACAUGGAUGUUGAGAAUCGCAUCAUUCAAUCUAUAGAAAAAUUACUUGAAGAGGGCGACGAUUUGCCUUUCGAGCACUCACAGCUGACAGUUACCACUGACGACACUGAUAGUCUAAACAGCGACUAUACAAGCGAUACGGAAACUUGCUCGGAUCUGAAGUCAGAGGGACUCCGAGAUGUCGACAACUAUACGACAAGCUUUGUUCAGGAAUCCAUAAAUGAGUACGCCAAAAUAGAACAAGAGUCUAUGAAGGUCUACCGUUCGAUUGAGCAAUGUUUUAAUGCAAGCGAGACCACCCAAGCCAAUACAUCUAGUUCACAUAUCGAAGGCCAUGGUGCGUCAGUCAAAAACUUCCCAAGUACAUCGAAAGCAUUGCGCGCCCUUCGUGCCGAUAUUAUACAGGACAUUUAUGAGAUUCUAACUGCGGUCAUCAAUAAUACACCUUUACCCACCGGUGACUCCUACAUCUCUCAGCUCGAGAAUAGGUCUGUGAAACCAAGAGUGCGCUGCUUACCGGAACGACUUGAAGAUUCAAGCCCAGAGAGCUUUGAAAGUGAAGCCGCCGACGAUCAAUAUUACGAUGCGGACGAGGGUAUGGGCAAGCCAGAAUGGUUGGACGAUAAUUGGGACAAUGUUGCAGAAGACUAUCCUACCCAACAGCGCCACUACAGACAACAGUGGAUGCGCACGCAUCAGUAUCUGUUCGAAAAGGCGCAACAAGAGUGUGAAAAUUCGGGCUGA